AUGGGAGAAGUGGAGCUGCCUGUUUCUUUAGGGGAAGACCCUUGUCGAAUCACAAAACUAAUCAAGUUCCUCGUCGUCGACAGGCCAUCACCCUACAACAUCAUUCUGGGGAGGCCAGCAAUCCACACAUUCAAGUCAGUGCCUUCCUCCUACCAUCAGAAGUGGAAGUUCCCUACUCCCUAUGGAAUGGGAGAAGUGCUUGGAGAUAGACGUCUCGCUCGAGAGUGCUAUGCAAGGGCCCUACGAGAACCUUCGAAGAAGCUUAAACCACCCGGAAGGGGAGACGACACCCAAAAAUCCGACAAACGGAAGUGGGUCAACGCGAUCAUUGAGGAUAAUAAAGAAAUCCUCAUCAGUGUGCCAGAUGAUAGCAUCAAGCUAGCAGCUGUAGCCCUACAUUGGCUCAACGUCGACAAGCGGUUGAAGCCGGUCAAACAGAGGAAACGGACAUUUGGUCCCGAACGCAACAAGCAUAUCAAAGCGGAAGUGGCAAAACUCCUUGAAGCAGGUCACAUACGACCAGUUCAGUAUUUAGAAUGGUUGUCGAACGUGGUACUCGUUCCCAAACCCGGGGGAAAGUGGAGGUUAUGCGUGGAUUUCACUGACCUCAACAAAGCUUGUCCCAAGGACCCAUUUCCUCUACCCAGAAUCGAUCAGCUCAUCGAUUCGACCUCGGGGUGCGAACUCCUCAGCUUCCUCGAUGCAUCCAAGGGUACAACCAGAUCUUACUUGCGCCAGAGGAUCAAGAGAGGGCUAGUUUCAUCACUGACCAAGGCAUAUACCGCUAUCAAGUCAUGCCCUUCGGUUUAA
This is a messenger RNA of Erythranthe guttata (spotted monkey flower), 810 nucleotides long. NCBI's taxonomy places the organism in Eukaryota, Viridiplantae, Streptophyta, Magnoliopsida, Lamiales, Phrymaceae. The record is from RefSeq and is a predicted model, not a curated record.